AUGGAUCGAGUAUUUGGAGAUGAUUAUGAUCGUGCAUGUACAAUCGAAGAUCUGAAUGAAUUAGAAUAUUUAGAAUGUGUUAUAAAAGAAAGUCUUCGAUUAUAUCCUUCAGUUCCGUUUAUUGCAAGAGAAAUACAAGAAGAUUUUAUGUUCCGUACAACAGCUGUGAUAUUUAUUUAUUAUAUUCAUCGUGAUCCAAAACAUUUUCCUGAUCCAGAUCGAUUUGAUCCUGAUAGAUUUCUACCUGAGAAUAGUAUUGGUCGAUCACCUUAUGCAUAUGUGCCAUUUUCAGCUGGUUCAAGAAACUGUAUAGGACAACGAUUUGCUAUGUUGGAGGAAAAAGUGAUUUUAUCAUCGAUAUUAAGACGAUUUAAAUUAAAAACUUCUCAAUCGCCUGAUGAUUUACAUCUGUCGUUUGAACUUUUACUGCGUUCUGUAAAUGGUGUCCAUGUUCAACUUGAAUUACGUCAUUAA
Messenger RNA from Adineta steineri, 474 nucleotides. The record is from the annotation of a GenBank genome assembly. NCBI's taxonomy places the organism in Eukaryota, Metazoa, Rotifera, Eurotatoria, Adinetida, Adinetidae.